This is a messenger RNA of Trichomonas vaginalis G3, 858 nucleotides long. Its product is annotated as nuclear-transcribed mRNA catabolic process, nonsense-mediated decay. Gene Ontology annotation, molecular function: RNA helicase activity. The transcript has a single exon. Lineage: Eukaryota; Parabasalia; Trichomonadida; Trichomonadidae. The record is from RefSeq and is a predicted model, not a curated record. Bases 1 to 858 code for a protein of 285 amino acids. Gene Ontology annotation, biological process: nuclear-transcribed mRNA catabolic process, nonsense-mediated decay. Gene Ontology annotation, cellular component: cytoplasm.
AUGAAAGAUAAAUCCUUUGACACUUUGAUUGUUGAUGAAUGUUCUCAAAGUGUUGACCCUGAAGUAAUCAUUCCUUUACUGAAAACAAAAACAAGAUUAAUCUUAGUUGGUGAUCAGAAGCAAUUACCUCCACUUCUUUUUGCAAAAGAAUCUAAGAUAGCAAAAUAUGAUAACACAAUCAUUGAUAGAUUGGAGAAACUCAAUAUUGCUCCUCAAUUCAGAAUGCAUCCAUCAAUUUCUCAAUUUCCAAGUGCUGAAUUCUAUGAUUCAAAGGUUGCUGAUGGAAUUUCACAGGAAUACAGAACAAAGUGCCUGAAAUGGAUUCAAUGGCCAAACAAUGGACUUCCAAUCUUGUUUUGGGAAUUCAAAGGAAAACCAGAAGAAAAAUCAUCAGAUGGAAAAUCAAACAUAAAUCGCGAUCAAGUUCAAUGCGUUGCAAAUUUAAUUGAUAUUCUUGUCAACAAAGCAAAUCCAUCAGACAUCGGAGUGAUUUCACCUUACUCUGGUCAAAACUUUUAUCUUCGUGAUAAUCUUCACAGAUAUACAAAGAUUGCAGGAGAAGAUUAUAUUAAGAGGAUUGAAAUAAGCAGUAUUGAUUCUUUUCAAGGCCGAGAAAAAGAAUUAAUCAUAUUCAGCACUGUUAAAUCAAACAAUACUUAUGAUAUUGGCUUUCUCAAUGACGAAAGAAGUUUGAAUGUUGCACUAACAAGAGCUAGAUGCGGUCUCAUUAUAAUUGGAGAUUCAAAUACAUUCAUCAAGAGUAAAAAUUGGCUCAGUCUCUUGAGAUAUUAUUCAAGUCAUAGAUGUCUCUGCUCAGGAACAGUUAACAACUGGAUUCCAAAAUCAUUUUCAUACUAA